This is a messenger RNA of Seminavis robusta, 702 nucleotides long. The record is from the annotation of a GenBank genome assembly. Lineage: Eukaryota; Bacillariophyta; Bacillariophyceae; Naviculales; Naviculaceae.
AUGGCAACUCAGAUCCUGAUGACAUCCAUUCCAACUGCUCAUCAUCGCUUGCCCUUGGCUGAUGUAUCCAUGAUGAACAACAAGCCACAAUGCAUGAUUUCACGAAAACGCAGUUCGUCCGCUAUUUGCUGUCCCAUCAUGUUCCGUUCCAGCAACAAACGGGCUCGUACUACUACAUGUACUACCAGUACAACAUGCAGCAAGCAAAAGAAAUCGGUCCGCUUUGACAUGGCGCAAAACACCACCGAGGUUGUAGACCGCACGCACCAUGAUACAGACACUCUCUGGUUUUCUGCCCAAGAAUUGUCCAAGAUUCGUCAUCGCGAAGCCCACGUCCUCCACAAUCAUCGCAGCAGUGAUUACUAUGUGCAUCAAAUCACACAGCUUCUUGGCAUGGCCUGUCAUUCUACUACAACAAGUACUACAAGUGUCGCCAUUAAAGACGCCAUUUCCUUUGUCUCGUCGAGUACUGCCCGUGGCUUGGAAAAGGAAGCGGUGGCAUGUGUCCGUCAACGCCGCAAACAAGUCAUUCGCACCUUUUUGCAGUCCCAACACGUUUUAUUGCAGCGUGCACACCAAUUUUCUCCCGAUUAUCGAGCCACGGCUCUGAGUCGGCAUUACCAAAAAUUGGCUCGUCCGGCCGUUCGAUUGGCCCAAAUGAUUGCUCAUGGUGAUGCCAUGGUGGCCCUGUCGUCGUCAUGA